Molecule: messenger RNA, 2641 nt
Organism: Haplochromis burtoni (Burton's mouthbrooder)
Lineage: Eukaryota; Metazoa; Chordata; Actinopteri; Cichliformes; Cichlidae
Gene: cfap206
Product: cilia and flagella associated protein 206
Exons: 12
Coding region: 667-2604 (645 amino acids)
Biological process (GO): regulation of cilium beat frequency; sperm axoneme assembly; regulation of flagellated sperm motility
Cellular component (GO): axoneme; ciliary basal body
Source: RefSeq, a predicted model, not a curated record
UUGACUCCAAAGUCUUUGAGACCUCUUUGGAAAAAAUCUUUUGGCAGGACAUCUAAGCAGCAGGAGGAAGAGUUCAGUUGACGUUAAAUUUCCUCCAGGUCCUUGCUGUUAAUAGGGUGAAACUGUUUUAUGGUGUUUAAACAGUUUUUCGGUGGACACAGUACAUAUCCUGAAUCUGCUGUGAUGUACCGAUUACUUGUCUAAUCUUUUGAAUUUUGUCUGUGAAGAAUUUGGCAAAGUCAUUGCAGGCCAAGUUUGAAUGAAGUUCAGCUGCCACUGACACAGGAGGGUUUGUUAGCCUGUCAGCUGUUGCAAAUAAGACCCGAGCAUUAUGACUGGUUUUGGUGACUAUGUCAGAAGUAGGACCUCCUUGCACUCCUCAGUUGUAAAAUAUAAUUGAAGUUUCUCUUUAUAGAUGUCAUAAUGAACCUGGGGUUUUAUUUUUCUCCAAACAGUUCGGGGUUUAGAACACAUUUUGUGUAAUUACAACAAUAUGUAACUUAUGACCUGGUUGCAUAAAGAAAACAGACACAUGCAUGGCCUUUUGCCACGUUCUAUGGGAACUGCAGAAGACUGUGUCUUAACACCGAUACUUGAGAUUUCAUCUAUGGACUAAAGCAUUGUUUAACUGUAGCGCACUCUAGUGGACAAAUUUGCACCGUUACUAUGGCAACUGCUUAUCAACAAUCCACCGUAGGUCCGGCGGUAGAAAUGUCUCAGGCUGGUGCGGAAACCCUGCUUAAAACCGUAAUCGGGCACAUUGUGCACGAGUGCAGGCUGAGGGGACAUGCGGUGUCGGAGACGCUGGCAGCUUUUAUGGUGUCUGCUGUGGUGCUGGACCCAAGAAAUGGCUUUAAUGUUGACAGGACCCUUACUAAAGAUGAUGUUCAAAAACUCGAAGAGCUGUGUCUGGAUAAACUCACAGAAAAGUGCAGCCCAUCCCUUGACACUAUCAAAAUGCAGGUGUGCUUUGACAUGAAUUAUACCACGAAAUGUGAGUUUCUUGAGGAUAUCCACCAGUCAGAAGAGUCCAAGCUGAGUCCACUGUGCAGAGAGAUCACUGACAACAGGGUGAAAUCAAGGAAGGAAUUGGAUGGCCUUUACCAGAAAAUCACCACUUAUAUCCUGCUGCGCUCUGCUAUGGGUUCGCCUACAGAUACCAACACUAUGGAAGAGGCUACAGCUGUCCUGCAGAGCGUCUUCCCUCAGGCUGAACUGGGAAACUUUCGAGUGGCCUUAAAGAGAGACCAGGAGCAGCAGCUCAAAGAACUCACCAUGAUUGUUACUGGGAUCCGACUCUUCAACAAAGCCAACAAGAGGGGUGAAGAGGAGGUUGACAUCCAUGAACUAAUGCCUUCAGUUCUUCAAGAGGCUCUUCCAGUCACCAGUAAAAGCAUAGCAAAUGAGCUGUGUGUGACACAGACUUUGGUGUUCAAGUACACUGCUGUGCUGGAGAAGCUAACAAGCUCUGAUGUUCAGCUGGGACAUUCUGACAUGCCCGUUAUUCUCCUCAAACAGGCUUUGUACAAUGCCAGACAGCAUGAAGUUUUCCUAAAAAUGUUACUGGCUGAUGCAAAUUCAUGUGCUAAGCAUGUUGAAACCCUGCUGAGUGACGUCUCACCACAGAUGAAGCUGCUAAAAGAAACUGUGCAGUCAAAAACAGCAGUACCAGCUGCAACAGUUUUUCCAUUAUUCAAGAUGCUGUCAAAGUUAUGGUUUGAACUUCGGGAUGAGGGUGAGUUCCUGUACAUGCUCAAUAAAAUCAUGCUCAGACUCCAGCCCUUCUCUGCCUCCCAGGCCAGGAUUUUCUCUGAAGCAUAUCUAGAAAGUCUGUUGGAGGACUCAGAGGUGAAGACAGACGAACAGAGAAUGCUUGAGUCUUCAGAUAACUGCGUUGAUCCAGCUUCCCUGAAGACACAGGAAUGGCUUUUUCCUGAAACAACAGUCAAUUUUGAGGAAAUGCCCCUACAGUAUAAUGGAUUCUGUGGCUACACACUUGUAACCAGAGAUGGCCUUCUACUUCCAGGUAAUCCAUACAUCGGAGCCCUGAAACACAAGGAGAAGCUCUAUGUUUUUACCUCCAAAGAAGCUGCCAUGAAGUUUGCCCUUAGUCCAGACAGCUUUGUUGCAGAGGUUGCAGAAAAAGCAAAAUACUCCCCUGAACUCAUUCAGCUCCUCAAACUCCACCAACAGUUUUCCUGUAUUAGUCCAUACUCUGAUGUGAGCAGACUCUCACAGACCCAGCCAAGAAAGGGUUUACCGGUGAAGCCAGGUAUAAAAUGUGAGUGUGGCACUCAGACUGAAAUUCACCCUGUGGAGAAAAACAUUGUCAAGUCAUAUGAGUGGAAUGAGUGGGAGCUUAGACGAAAAGCUCUCAAAUUGGCCAAUCUUCAGACCAGAGUUACCGUUUCAGUACAGACUGACCUGAGUCACAUGAGACGGGAAAAUGUCACUCAGACCUGGCUUCCUAAGAAUGCUGCCUGUCAAAGCAAGAGAGAUGGUGCAAGCCAAGUGCCUAAACCUCAAACCUUUGUAGCAGGUCUGAGAGGACAAAGGGGUGCACAUGUUGUCAAAGCAAACCUGACCAGAUCUGUGGAUGAUUAAAGAGAAAUUGUUAACAAAAUAAAGGUUUAUGUAAGAA